Messenger RNA from Cladocopium goreaui, 3015 nucleotides. The record is from the annotation of a GenBank genome assembly. NCBI's taxonomy places the organism in Eukaryota, Dinophyceae, Suessiales, Symbiodiniaceae.
AUGGCAGCAGCUGUUGGGGCUGGUGCACCUCCAAUACCUGUAGGUACGUUUGUUCUCAUCUCCAGGCCUCCUGAUUGGGACGAGGUUUAUAUAGCUGGCUACAAUCCAUCUGCGUCAGAGGCCCUAUGCCGAACGACCAGUCCAGAUGGAGCAGACUGGUGGUGGGUCAUGAUCCAAGUCUUGGGCUUGCAUAUGAGGUUGCCGGUUCUUGCAGCGGAUGGUACCCGUGCUGCCCCUCAUGGUGUAGAUGGCGAUGCUGUCAACUGGAUUUGUGUGCCCCCACAAGGGAAUGCCCAAUGGAGACCUUCUCCAGCCGAAAUUGUGAACGUGUCGGCAGAAGCCAAUUUGGUGAUGAUGCAGUACAACCAUGGUCACAACUGGCCAGUGAAUGUGCCUGGUGUUGGUGGCCCUUUGGUGUCAGUCCAGGCAGCUUUGGCUGGACCAGUGGCGCCAGGAGGUGCCGGCGUGGUGGGUGGCGCGGGUGGUGUCCCCGUGGCAGCGGUUCUGGGGCCCACCGAUCAAGGCGCCGCUCCCGAUGCAUCAAGCCUGAAAGCUUUGGAGGCCGCGGUGCAACAGUUGCAGGCUAUGGCGCUGAGCCCGGGUGGAUCGUCCAGGAAGCCCGAGGACAAGAAAAAGAAAAAGAAGUCCCGGAAAAGCAAGAAGAAGAAGAAACGAUCCAGGAGCAGUUCCCGGAGUUCAGCCAGCUCCAGCAGUUCGAGGUCGCGCAGUUCCCGCAGCAGCAGCUCUGGAUCACGCAAGAGCAAGCCCCUAUGUUGGAAGGAUCAUGGCAAGGACCGGAAGGUUCACCAGGCAGACUUGACACAGGUGGACAUGCUGAAGUUCAAGAAGCGGGGGGACUUGGUGGCCUUUGCCAGUCGCCAUCCAGGGGCACUCACAGCCCAUUUUCUGGCCGGAGUGUAUUCCAGACUCAGCAAAGGGUCUUUGAGCCGGAGUGGCCAGUUGAGGGAGCCUUCAGUGACUGCGUGGGCCCAUCAGUUCUCAGGCCUCACAGAGAUCCGGGACAUCAAGGAGGUGGUGACGCUUUCAGAAGUGUUGGAUGCCGUGAACAGGCGGGAGAUAGCUCAGGCCAUGGAUAUCGUUUGCCAGCGCAUUCUGGCAAUCCAAGCUGCAAAGACCAAAGGCGGCAGCUGGGAGAAGGCCGAGGCAAUAGAGCUGGUGAACAAUUCCAAGAGCCUGGCCAGCACAAGCAUGCUGGCGUUGACCAAUGCGGAUGUUGACAAUCUAUGUGCAUACUACGGGGGGAAUAUGGUUGUGGCUGCCCUUAAUUGGAUGCAUGGAGAGCGGGUAGAGCGCUUUGACAUUCUAUCUGCUGCUCAUGGGCGGGUGCACUCUCGGAUAGAGCGCAUCUUGCGGGCAUUCGUGAUGACAGACAUGCCCAUUCUGGAUCAUGAGGGUCUGGAUUCGUAUUUGCGGCAGACGCAAUGCUACACUGGUGCAGGUGUGGUGUUGGCCUUGGGGGUUAAGGGGGGCGUUCCUUCAAAAGCAGCUGAUGUUACAUUGGCAAAACAUUUGGGGAAUAUGUAUCCCGAGAUGGGAGAGCAAGUUGUCAAUCCUCGUUCCUUGUUACUUCCAUCCAAGCGGUCGGCGCUGGGAGAAGUGGCUCUGCGGGCCACCAGUGCGGCUUGUUUCAAGGGUUUGACUGAUGUGGUCACUCAUGAUGCUGCUUUACCUGAAGACUGUAGGUUACAUCCUGAUCACGUUGUCCCUGGUCAGUUGCCCAUUUGGGGUUCAAUUAUUGACGACAUCUGGGCUCUUGAGCAUGCAGAUGAGCCUGACUCGGGGAACAUUGGCCCUUCCUGGCUGUCUCAGGCAGAAGCUGCCUGGUGCGCGCGCGGGGUGGAGCCCAAUGUCAAGAAGAGUGUCGACGGCCUAGCUGAUCAAGAAGUUCAGGGCUAUUUCAUCCAUUCCAGAGAUCAUUGGGUGGGUGUUUCCCUGGACAAGCGCAGAUGUUUGUUUCAAGCCAGCAUGCAGGUCCUUCUCAAAAAGUAUGUCAUUGUAGGGGUGGUGGACCGGUUGAUUGGCAAGCACAGCUUCAUGCAUUCGUGCCGGCCAUCGCUGAGGUCCAUCUUCGAUUGCACCUACCGUUGGAUACAAGGCCUGCGUGAGAGGAGGCGUGCUGAUGCCAUCGCGUGGACUGCAGAGGACCGUCUGCGCAGGCCUGUUGAUGAUGACAGUCGCUUCAUCCAUCCUGUUGACUCUGCGGCGUGUUGUGGGGCUUUCUCGAAGGGUAGGUCCAGCAGCAGCCGAUUGAACAGCAGAUGCAGAAAGGUUUGUAGCGUGAAUCUAGCAGGUGGCCACGAUGUGUUUUAUCCCUGGAUGUCCUCCGGGGAAAAUCCAGCAGACACCCCGUCAAGAUGGUAUGAGCCAAGUUCAGCAGCUUCACUGCCGCAGGUGGAGUUGGCUUCUAGUGAGCCGGUAGCUGAUCUGCGGGAGUUGGGCCCGAGCAGACAGUCUCCCUGGUAUCCCUUGAGCUAUUGCACCGAUAGAGAAAGGGGGCUAUUGAUGGAACCUGGGCAUGGCCUGAGCCGGUUACAGGUUUUCUUGUUGAGCUCGUUAAAGCCGUCAACAAUCGAGAAGUACACCCAAGCUUUGCAAGACCUCAACAAUGAGCUUGAGGAACAGAAUGUGGUAUGGGCUGAACUUACUGAAGAGGAACGAGACUACUUCCUAGCUGACAUGUUGUUGGAUGCCUAUGAAUCUGAUGGGAGCCGUGUUUCUGCAGGUUGGUUGCUUUCUGCCUUGCAAAAAGUGUAUCCCCGCCUCAAGCUGAAAGUGGCUUGGCGAGUCUUUGACACGUGGGGCUUACUGCAACCUUCACGACAAGCACCGGCUGCUCCUCCUGAGUUGCUGCAUGCCAUGUUUGCGACUACUCUCAUGUUGAAUCGCCCAGUUCUUAGUGGCCUCCUCUUAGUCUGCUAUUGCGGCCUUCUGCGAGAGUACGGGAGGGCCUUGGUUUGCGUGGACGUGACCUCGUGCUGCAGACAGAUGGUUUGA